Molecule: messenger RNA, 506 nt
Organism: Stereum hirsutum FP-91666 SS1
Lineage: Eukaryota; Fungi; Basidiomycota; Agaricomycetes; Russulales; Stereaceae
Exons: 3
Coding region: 99-332 (77 amino acids)
Source: RefSeq, a predicted model, not a curated record
GAUUGACGACACUGUGGCUCACCAGAGGUUCUUGGAGUGGGCUAUCUAUCGCUCAGCACUCAAAUAGACCCGAGCGCGCCGGGUAUGCCAUGACCACAAUGGCAAAGCUUCCAGACAAGGGAGAGAGCUGUGUUACUUGCUUGCAAACUCGAGUUCUCGCGCUCGAUCCCGUUACGAAGAAAGCCUGCUUUCAGGAUUCCGACUUCGAUCGUUCAUCUAGAGAUAAAGUCCUCGCGAUUGCGGAUCACUGUUUUGACCAAUCGAGGAUAGAAUUUUGCCGUCCACGUAGAGAGGUUUGCUUUCCUGUUCACCCAGAAGUACCUCGCGCUUGAUCGUGCGAAGGCUGGGUUUACGAAUCAUUCCUCCCAGUCCCUCCAGUACGACGCCUUUCUGAUAACUCAGUCGAUUAGUAUAAUCCUUUCACUCUUUCUUCAAAUUUCGGUUUGUGCUCGGUGGCGGAUGCCAUGGACAUAUAUGUACUAGCAAGCGCUUGCUCGAACUGGCCU